This is a messenger RNA of Esox lucius (northern pike), 3888 nucleotides long. It is a transcript of the gene rapgef4a, whose product is annotated as Rap guanine nucleotide exchange factor (GEF) 4. The record is from RefSeq and is a predicted model, not a curated record. Bases 87 to 3200 code for a protein of 1037 amino acids. NCBI's taxonomy places the organism in Eukaryota, Metazoa, Chordata, Actinopteri, Esociformes, Esocidae. Gene Ontology annotation, molecular function: guanyl-nucleotide exchange factor activity. Gene Ontology annotation, cellular component: plasma membrane. Gene Ontology annotation, biological process: positive regulation of GTPase activity; Ras protein signal transduction. The transcript has 31 exons.
CCGAUUCAACGUUAUUGAAGUCCAGCAACGAAGAGGAUGAUAGACCAAUAACUCCAUCUGCUGCAAGUCUUCUGUCCGCCGGGUCUAUGAUCUCGCCGAAAAUGGUAGCAGCGCACACCCCUGGCCAUUCCUCUGCGUCUGCAGAAUGGAUUAUUUGCCUUGAUAAAAGACCAGCUGAGCGCUCUGGGGAAGACGUGGAUAUCAUCCUGUCCAGGCUAAAGCGUGUGAAGGCCUUCGAGCGGUUUCACCCUAGUCUCCUACAGCAGAUCUGCCUAUGUGGAUUCUACGAAUGUCUGGAGAAAGGCAUCACAUUAUACCGCCAAGGAGAUACUGGCACCAGCUGGUAUGCUGUCCUCUCUGGCUCGCUGGACGUCAAAGUGUCAGAGACAGCAAAUCAUCAGGACGCUGUCAUAAUCUGCACUCUGGGGAUUGGGACAGCAUUUGGGGAGUCCGUCCUAGAUAACACUCCCCGGCAUGCCACCAUUGUCACCAGGGAAUUCAGUGAACUCCUCCGCAUCGAUCAGAGGGAGUUCAAGUCCCUGUGGGAGAAAUACCGUCGGUGCAUGGCUGGACUGCUAGCCCCACCCUAUGGCGUUAUGGAGAGCGGUGGACCCAGCACUGACAGAAUGCCUGACAAAGAGAACAUAAGCAACAACUCCUGUGUAUCCAUCUCUAAGCAUCUUAAUAAGAAAUCAUUAAUUGAAAGCCCAGAAAAAGCCCAUCCUAAAUCCAUUCCUCAGGUCCCCUCUGAGAAGAUCCUGCGAGCGGGGAAGGUUUUACGUGAUGCCAUCCUCUCCAGAGCUCCGCACAUGAUACGAGACAGGAAGUACCACCUGAAGACAUACAGGCAGUGCUGUGUGGGGACGGAGCUGGUCGAUUGGCAGAUGCAGCACAGCUCCUGUGUUCACUCACGCAAUCAGGCGGUGGGAAUGUGGCAGGUGCUCCUGGAGGAAGGUGUCCUGAACCAUGUGGACCAGGAGCCAACUUUCCAGGACAAGUAUCUGUUCUACCGCUUCCUGGAUGACGAGAAGGAGGACGCUCCCCUGCCCACUGAGGAGGAGACCAGGGAGAACCAGGAAGAACUACAGGACACACUCCUCCUCCUCUCUCAGAUCGGCCCUGAUGCCCACAUGCGCAUGAUCCUGAGGAAACAGCCAGGCCAGAGGACAGCUGAUGAUUUAGAGAUCAUCUAUGAGGAGUUGCUCCAUAUAAAGGCCUUAUCGCACCUCUCCACCUCUGUGAAGAGGGAGCUGGCUGGUGUCCUGAUCUUUGAGUCCCAUGCCAAAGCCGGAACAGUGUUGUUCAAUCAAGGGGAGGAAGGAACAUCUUGGUACAUCAUUCUGAAGGGCUCUGUAAAUGUGGUCAUCUAUGGAAAGGGGGUUGUUUGCACACUGCAUGAGGGAGACGACUUUGGGAAGCUUGCCCUGGUCAAUGACGCCCCCCGCUCCGCCUCCAUUGUCCUACGGGAGGAUAACUGCCACUUCCUACGCGUGGACAAGGAGGACUUCAACAGAAUCCUCAGAGAUGUGGAGGCCAACACGGUUCGUCUGAAAGAGCACGACCAAGAUGUGCUGGUCCUGGAGAAGAGUCCCAGCAGCAGCAGUCGGACCUCCACGCAUGGCACUGCCACCACCACUGCCACCUCCACCCACUACAAAUACACAGUGAUGUCAGGGACACCAGAGAAAAUUUUGGAACAUUUCCUGGAAAUGAUGCGCCUGGACUCUGACCUCAAUGAAGCAGACCCUGCUCUGGAUGACUUUGUGCUCAUGCACUGUGUCUUCAUCCCCAACAGUCAGCUUUGUCCAGUUCUCAUGGCCCACUAUCAUGCCGAGGCAUCCCAGGGCUCGGAACAGGAACGUCUGGACUACGCCCUGAACAACAAGAGGAGGGUGAUCAGGAUGGUUCUGCGGUGGGCCGGAGUACAUGGAGAUCAAUUGCAGGAGGAGGAUGUCUCACUUGCCUUUCUAGAGGAGUUCUUUGAGUCUGUAUGUGAUGAUGCAAGUGUGAUUCCUGCACUGAAAGAUCAACUCCCAGAGUUAGAGAAUAUUGUGAAGAAACACUCCGACUACGCCAGAUCCUCACUAAAAAAGCACAAAGUCCUGCUGCGGCAGUUCAGCAUGGGGGACGAGAAGCUACAGAAACGCGUGCCCAUAAAAAGUCAUGAUGAGAUCCUGUUCAAAGUGCACUGCAGCGACCACACCUACACCACCAUCCGUGUCCCCGUGGCCGCCUCAGUCAGGGAGGUCGUCAGCGCUGUGGCCGACAAGCUGGGGUCAGCGGAGGACCUCCUCCUGGUCAACCUCAGUUCGGCCGGAGAUAAAGUGGUGCUGAAGCCCAAUGAUAUUUCAGUCUUCUCCACACUCAGCAUCAACGGCCGUCUGUUUGUCUGCCCCAGGGAUCAACUCGACUCAUUGACUCCCCUGCCAGAGCAGGAAGGGCCCACCGCCGGCUCCAUGGCCAGCUUUGAGUUGAUGAGCUCUAAAGACCUGGCCUAUCAGAUGACUGUUUAUGACUGGGAGCUCUUCCACUGUGUCCAUGAGCAUGAGCUGAUCUACCACACGUUUGGGAGGCAGAACUUCCAGAAGACCACAGCCAACAUGGACCUGUUUCUCAGGAGGUUCAACGAGAUCCAGCUCUGGGUGAUCACAGAGAUCUGUCUGUGUGCUCAGCUCAGCAAGCGUGUUCAGCUGGUCAAGAAGUUCAUUAAGAUUGCUGCCCACUGUAAGGAGUAUAAGAACCUGAACUCCUUCUUUGCUAUCAUCAUGGGCAUGAGCAAUCCAGCCGUAAGCAGACUGAGUCAGACCUGGGAGAAACUACCAAGCAAAUUCAGGAAGUUUUACAGUGAAUUUGAAAGCUUAAUGGACCCGUCCAGGAACCAUCGGGUGUACCGGCUCACUGUGGCCAAGCUUGACCCGCCCAUCAUUCCCUUCAUGCCGCUGCUGAUCAAAGACAUGACUUUCACUCAUGAUGGCAACAAGACGUUUACUGACAGUUUGGUGAAUUUUGAGAAGAUGAGGAUGAUUGCAAAUACUGUGAGAAUAGUGCGAUACUGCAGAAGUCUGCCAUUCAGUGCAGAGCCAUCUCAGACCAGUAAGAAUCAUCCGGAUGUGCGGAGCUAUGUGCGCCAGCUGGCUGUGAUUGACAACCAGAGAACCCUGUCUCAGCUCUCCCAAAGACUGGAGCCUCGCAGAACCUGAAGCCUCCCCUGGAUACUGGACAAACAAAUAUGCUGCUGCUCUACUGCCAAAAAUAAGCUUGCUUUAACGUACAUGUUAUACCAAUAUAAACACAUGGAACUCCUCAUUAUUAUACAUUAAGUAUAGUCAAGUAUCUUUUAGAUACAACCAGCUUUGACCUAUAACUUCAACUGUAUUCCAAAUGUCAGUAUCAUUUAUUUUUGUUUUGUUUGUUAUAUUGUUCUAAUUUUUGUAAAUAAUAGGCAACUGUCACUGUCAUUUCACCUGAAUUAUUUUCAGAUCAGUGUCAUUCACAAAGGUCUGUUUGAUACUUUGAAGUCACCUGCCUAUUGACAAAGACAAAAUCUAUAAACCAAUUAUCUUUUGGAACCACCAUUUGAUUGUUGGAGAGUAAUCUAUGGAAUAAUGUAAACCAUAUAACGUUUCCAUAUGAAAACUUUGUUAUUCAUCUCUGACCGCCUAAAUUCCAAAUCCUGAUAUUUACUUGUGGUUUUGUAUGUUUUUUUGUAAAUCAGAUUAUAUUUAUACAUAUUUUAGUUUCUGGAUUUUAUUAUACAUGUUGUACUUUGUAUUCAUAUAUUUAUUUUGACCUCAGCAUGCAAAGACCUGGGCUGGAUAUAUGUGAACACAUUCCUCUUUGAAAAUAUGUGAUUUUUACUAUGUUUAUUCUGUAAUAUUAAAAACAGAU